This is a messenger RNA of Colletes gigas, 6323 nucleotides long. RefSeq lists its product as uncharacterized. The record is from RefSeq and is a predicted model, not a curated record. The coding region runs from base 293 to 5473 and encodes 1726 amino acids. The transcript has 14 exons. Lineage: Eukaryota; Metazoa; Arthropoda; Insecta; Hymenoptera; Colletidae. Gene Ontology annotation, molecular function: guanyl-nucleotide exchange factor activity. Gene Ontology annotation, biological process: positive regulation of Rho protein signal transduction.
GAGGGAGCUGACCUGCAAAUAUCCCCCUCGGACGCGAAAGUGCGACACGUAACACGGUCUGGUUGUAAGUGUGCAAAACUGCUAAGUGAAGUUGUUCGGUGUCGGUUCGAAGUUGUUCGCCAGUGUUGCCGAUAUUUUUGUUCUAUCGUUGUGCCAUGACACUCUGGAUACGAUCGUGAAUGGAUUACAUGGCAGCCGCGCGGUCACGGAACGAGGAUGAGCAAUUACGAAAAUCGCAGAAAACCGCGGACAGGUGCUUCGAAGAAGCCGAGGACUUCAUUCAUCAUAGGAAAUGACCAUGACGAGCGUGGCUGUCGCCCCGGGUAGCCUCGGCGCACCUCCAUCUUUGCUCGCCCCGAAGAUGUAUCACCUACAGCAGGGGUUAAGUUCAACGUCGGCCUCACCCACGCCCGAAAAAAAUUACGACACGCUGAGCAAGGGAAAGAAAUCGUGGAGCGUGCGAUUGGGUCUCUCGCGGCAGAAUCAAAGCGGCGAUGAUCCCGGAAAAGGGUGGGGAACGAUAAGCGGCGGCACCGGACUCUCGCGGCAAAUGAUCUACGGCGAUCCAUGGCUCUAUGGCACGGUUCGAUCAUCGAGGCCCGCUCACGAGCCUCGGGGCUUCAUGACACCUCCACCCCCGCCGCCACCGGGUGCUCCAAUACUAGUGGUGUGUUCCUGCCCGGAAUUUCUCAGCGGAACCACCAGGAAAUUCGGAAAUUGUCGCAAAUGCGGUGGCCACCGAUUGGCCGGCGUACCUUUGGGGGGAACGUGUCGUCUUCCCCCCAUUUCCUCCAGGUCCAGACCCAGUCUCGCCGGGGUGCUAAGGUCCUCAAUGGACGAUCCUUACGACCAAAUGCGCCGGAACCGUCUGGUAGAACCGAGAACGAGAGCCCGCAGUAUUUCUCCUCACCGACCAUUGUCGCAACGCGAUUCCCGAAGCCAGAGCGUGGCCCGAAACGCGAAAGAACGAAAGGGAUCGAUCGAAAGCACUUCCUCGCGAUCCGAAUGGUUCGACAAGGACUCGAACGGAAGCUUCGAGGAGCCUCGAAAGUCGCGGCCGAGCGACGAGUGGCUGGAAGAGCCUCCUACGUCGACGAAUCCUCGAAUUCCGGCGUCGUUGGCCGCGGGUAGGCUGGUCCGGGUAUCGAAAAAGGCCAGGGGUCUGAGAAACGACUGGCCGGAAACGCCGGAAACGGGCCAGGCGAAGAUCAACAGCCAGGACGAGUGGAAAGAUCGACCCUCGAGCGCCUGCGACUCGAGGAAGAGCAUCCUGGAGUGCGACGUGAAUCCCUACCUUCUGUUAAAGAAACAGAGGGACGAGGACGACCUCAGCGACGACCUGUCGGACAACGCCCUGGAGCAGGACAACUCCAGGCCCCCGUCCGGGUCGUUCGAUUCGUCGAAAGUGAAGUCGAUCGAGAGGAUACCGAACAGAAGCGCCGUGGCGGCUAUCGGCGGUCAGAGGAUCAGGGUUUUCAACGAGCCACGUGAGAUCUCUGACGAGGACGACGUUCCCCCGGUGACCAGAAUUCCUAUACCAAAGGUUUCGCCGAAGCGACCACCCAGGAGACUGAAAGAAGCCAAACAGACGCUGAAGAGCAUCCUGAAACGGGGCAAGGUGCUCGAGAGGAAGCGGAAGAACGUUCUGUUCAAUGUCGACAACGUUAUUUUCGCGCCGGAGAAGCCGUCGGAGGCCACAAGGUUGUCAUGGAGCAGAAUCGGGAGGAUCGUGAAGAACUGCGCCACUGGGAGGGAAGAAAGGACCAACGAGGAGUCGGAGGAAGAGGAAGAGGAGGAGGAGGAAGAGGAGGUUGCAGUAGCGUCGCACGAACAGAAGGAGAAAUAUAAUUUUAUCACCAUUCCGAAUAUCAGGGACCCAAAAAUUGACAGAAUCAGAUUGAAGGAGCCUAGAAUCUCGCAAGACGACUGCCAGAAUUCUGUUGUUUCGGACGGAAUGAAAGCGGAGAGGCUCCUUACUUCCGGCGAUGCGGAUCGCGCGGCACCGAGAAAAGAAAAUGGCGAAACGUUGCGGGAAACCGAAGAAACCCCGGAAAUCGUUCGACCGAAACGAGAGAACACGAAGAAAGGGGAGGAAAAGAAGAGGAUAGAGGAGGGAAAUUCCGGGAAAAUGGGAAACGACACCGUACAGAAACAACAAAUCGAGGAUCGCGUGGAUCGUGUUCCGUGCAUCGCCGUCGACGAGAAAGACUUGAUUUUGAAAUCUGAAGAAAGCUCGAAGAAAUCAUGCUUAUCGCGCAGUCAAAGCGAACGGUCGUUCAACAGACCGGAAGUGUCAGCCGGAAACGUGCUUUUCACGGACACUAUGCGCCUCAGCCUCUGCCGGAAGGUGAAAGAAUCACCGUCCCUCCUAUCUUUGAGCGAUCAAACGAUUCGACGCAACAAUUCCGAACCAGAAACGACGGAAAGCCUAUACUCCGAGAAAACGAUCGACGAGCACGUGUUAUCGGGCGCGAAGGAAAUCGAAGAAACGAUCGAGGAAAUGCCGACGAUCGAGAGAUCGGCAGCCUCGAAAGACGCUCACUGUAAUUUCGAGAGCAACGAUCACUUUCGAGGAAUGAGACCCACGAGUUGGUCCCCGCCUCCCGGGAAACAGAAACACCGUUACAAAAUCGUCAAUCCUGAAUCGAAACCUAACGCGGACCAUUCCGAAUCGGAUCGAAACAGUCCCCCUUUGAAGACCUGGAAGAAAUCCAACUCCUACGGGUCCUCGAAAGUGGAGAUUGGAUCUCCAACGACGGAAACGAACGUAUAUAAAAUUACGGUGAGUCCCCGAGCCUCGCCUUUGGUACAUCGGCUCCAAAUAGGCCCGGGCACCAAGGGGGCGAGAAGAACGUCUAUUUUAAUAAACGGCGACACGACGCCCAGCGCCGAGACUACCUCGGACAACAAAGUGACCAUCAGCGUGGGCGGGGAGGACAGCGUGUACAACCCCACGGUGAUCUCCGUAAACUCGGAGAACCUUCCGCGAAUCAAAAGCUCCGCGGAGAAUCGGACUCUGGUGAUCCUGGACAACUACAAGUCGAACAUCGUCGUGGAGACCGUGAAGGAGGACGAGUCGACGUCGAGGAACAACGCCGCGCGGAAGCCCGAGGAGGAUGAUUCGCCCAAGAUCGAUGAAGCGUCGCCGGAAACGGCGCCCAGCUCCGAGAAGACGAGUCUCGAGGGCGCAACUUCCGACACGGAGAAGAAGACUCGACAGAAGGACGGUGAAUGCUCGUCGAAGCUGUCGGAACUGUCCAAGGAGGCGUUGAUCUCGAAGCUGCUGGAGGACUCUCUGAGAAAGGCGCGCGAAAACGGGGAGAUCCUCGACGAGAGCAGCGGCGAGGCCAUUUUGAAAAUCUUGAAGCAGAGCUUGCUGAAGAGCAAGGAGUACGAGAGCUCCGAGUCGACGCUCGAGGCGAAUUACUCGAGAACGUCCAGCCUGAACUCGGACGGGGACUUCAUUUCGACGAACCUGUUCCUCGAGGAGAAUCCAUACGAAGUGAUCAAGGAACCCAUCUACGAGGAGAUCCCCGACGAGCCGCCCCCGCUUCCCUUGAGCCCGCCCCCGACGGAGGAUUACAUAAAAGACAGGAUUUAUUUCGGCGGGAUCGAUUACUACAGGAAGACCGGCACCGAUCAGUUUCUCGGGUCCUAUUUGACGAACAAUGUUUUCAAGAAGAAUCCCGAGGAUCUCGCGGAGACGUACCUGUCCAAGAGCCCCGAGGAUUUUUUUAAAAAAAUGUCCACGUCCCCGGAGGAGGAGAACAUCUCGAGCAAGUUCGAGCUGCUGAAUUUUUUGAUGGACUCGAAGGAUCGAGCGAUCUCGAUCGAGGGGGAGGACGACGAGGACGACGAGGACGAAGAGGACACGGAGGGGGACCUGGAAGCGCUGUACGAACAGAAGGAGACGAGUCUGGGCGAUCUAAGCUCGAAGAGCUCGCAAAUUUCUAACGUAUCCGACAGCAGCGAGGAGUGCAAUAUUAUUUUGACCAGCUCGUUGGAGACGUCCAAGGCAAGGGUCGUAGAUAUAGAAAGAACUGAUAGCGGAGUGGGAUCGGAAAGCAGUCAAGCUAGCAGCACUCGAGGCGUGCCGAGACGUUGGAGAGCAGGAAAUGUCUCCUCGGGACCAGGAAGUCUGUUCAGUGGAAUCCCACAAGUGAUUUCCGGUGAUUCAAAGCUCUGCGAGGACUGUGAGCAACGUUUGGAUCCUUUGAUAACGGACAGCGGUGUAGUAUACGCGCCUUUCGUAUGCAGAAAGUGUUCGAAAAAGAGGGUGGAGCGGAAGGAAAUCAUCACGGAAAUCGUGGAGACCGAACAGAAGUAUGGGAGGGAUUUGCAAAUUAUCCUGGAAGAGUUCCAUAGACCUAUGUUCAGGGCUGGUCUGCUCACUUCUGAACAGCUUACAGCGAUAUUUCUAAACGUGGAAGAGCUUCUCGAACACAAUCUCGUGCUGGCUGAGAAAUUGAAGGAUGCUGUGGAAUUUGCUCAGGAAUCCGGUGACGAGGAUCUUUUAACGGUAGACGUGGGGAAGAUUUUUCUGGAGUCUGAACGGAUGCUUCACGCGUUUGAAAGCUACUGCACCCGCCAGGGAGGCGCGAGUUUGCUAUUGCAGAACUUGGAAAAGGAAAAGGAGCUUCUGCGGAUCUUUUUGAAAGUCUCGCAAAUGGAGAACACGGUCUUGCGCAGGAUGAACUUGAAUUCCUUUCUGAUGGUUCCUGUUCAAAGAGUGACAAAAUAUCCUCUUCUGUUGGCACGAUUGCUGAAAGCCACGCCGUCCGUACGACCAGACAUUCAAGAAACCAAGGAAAGACUGAAACAGGCCCAAGCGAACAUCGAGUUGCACUUAGAGCACAUGAAUGCUGAAGCAAAGGACGUAACUUCGACGAAGCUUUGGAGAAGAAUUUCCAUCAUUCAGAAUGGCAGACGGCCAAUCGGGGAGCAAGACAUGGUGAACAUAAAAUUAAGAAAGAUGGCCGUGGAGGUGUUGGAAUGGGCUCACGAGGAGGCGAAAUUUGUUCUGGAAGGGCGUCUUUUGGUUGCUCAGCCGACCGAUAACAAUUGGAGACGCGGACGAACUGUAAAACUCGCUCCUGUUACUGCCAUGUUGGUUACCAAUGGCAAACCAAGCGCGGAGGAUCUCGAGUUCAACGACGAUUUUCUUUUCCCAAGGUACAUAGGCAUCAAAGAGGCUACCCUCUUAUUGGUGAAAGAAAAGUUCGGACGGUACUCUUUGCUGCGCGAACCAUUGUAUCUUGAUAAAUGUAUAGUAUGCUGUGAAACAGAUCUUGAAGAUUAUUUCGAAGUUCAAGAACUGUAUUCCAAGGAGACUUUUAUAUUUAAGGCUGAGGACGGAGCCAGAACAAAAAGAUGGUGUAGGACGUUGCAAGCUCAUGCGCAAUCUCUUGGCGCAUGGCGAAAACGACGAGGGGCAUUGCCGAAUAUCAUGAUAUGCGGCGUUGCAAGGAAUUGAUAAUGAAUUUUACAUAAUUAGAUCCCCUUUUUAAUUAGACUCUACAUUUACAGCCGUUAUUUAAAGGUCAUUUCGAUUCCUGAAUCGCAAAUGACAAUUUUAUGAUCUCCCGACGAAUUAGUAAUGAUUUGUCGAGGAGAAUGUGUUGGACCAAAGGAUUUCCUCUGCUCAUUGAUUUUAUCGUAUCAAUGAGUGUUACGAAUGUCAAGUUCUCACCGUACGCAGAGUACUUUGCGUCCGGUUGCAGUACGUUGAAGAAACUAAAAAAAAGUUUCCCACGUUGCUGUUUUUAACAUGCCACGUAGCGUUGAAUCGCAGUAAACUGUUCUCUCUAUCUUCACUUCUGAUUUACGAUAACAUGAGUACACGGGAUGAAUAAUUGCCCGCGUGUAACAAAAUCAAAUUAAGAAUUUCGUUAAAACCGAAAGAGCAGAGAGUAGCUGUGAUACUGACCGGUAUACUGGGUACUUUUUCAGAAUUAUAUCAAAUACCGCGGUACGAGACGUAGAAUUAGCUUCUCUUCCUAUGUAUUUAUCGAGUGACAUUCCAACUUUUACGAGAACGUCGAUAAACGUGUACAUAAUAUUUAAAAAAACGGGGUAAUAGGGUUGGCACAUUUUGUACCUAUGAUUUACGAGCCAGGAAACUGCCAAACGUUUCGUUAAAACGGCCUUAAUUAUGAUAAAUUAAUUAAUCUAUUAUAGACCAUAACUAUUCCUUGAAUAAUAAUUAACAGUAUUUUAUUACAUCUAACACAUAGAAUAGGAAUUGUACAUUGUACUAUAAUUUUAUUUAAAAUCUAAGCCAUAUGUUUGUAUAUAGAUGUAUAUUUAUACCCGAGAUUAAUAUU